Messenger RNA from Diachasma alloeum, 2774 nucleotides. RefSeq names its product solute carrier organic anion transporter family member 2A1. Gene Ontology annotation, cellular component: membrane. Lineage: Eukaryota; Metazoa; Arthropoda; Insecta; Hymenoptera; Braconidae. Bases 339 to 2630 code for a protein of 763 amino acids. Gene Ontology annotation, biological process: transmembrane transport; sodium-independent organic anion transport. Gene Ontology annotation, molecular function: protein binding. The transcript has 8 exons. The record is from RefSeq and is a predicted model, not a curated record.
GCUCCAGUGACUCUUGGUGUAGUGCAUCUGUGCGAAUACCUUAGUGUCCUCCUGACAUUUGCACAAUCACAUCUAGCGAUAGAAUAACUCGAUGUUUACAUAUCAAUUAUUUCGAUAACUUUCUCAUCUAAAUUGACAGAAAUCAUGGUGAUGUGCAUGAUUUCUAUCCUUCAUCAUGGGCAACGUUUCGCCCCGAUGUAGCCAUUGAAGCGAUUAGUCUUUUUGAUAAUUUGGGACGAGAAGCAUCAGUCAUAUUCGACAAAUCAAUACCUUUCCUUUGAAAAUCGGAACAAUGCGAAAAGCCUGAAAUUGCAUUGAACGAUUCAUCGGAGUUCAGAAUGAUAAAUACAAAGAGUGAAAUAGAAGCUGAAAAAGAUGAUGCUGACUGCCAACUUCUUCCCGAUACGUCGAGGAAAACUCCUCCGAUCUUUCUGGACUCGGAUGCAGCGUCCACUUGUAUCAGAAAUGCGAUCGAAAAAGAAUCACAAGACGUAGAGGAGACGACCUGCGGUAUUUGGUGUUUUCGUGGUCCCACUUUUCAAAAAUUCGCAAAUAAAAGAGCAUAUGUAGUUUUGUACGGCAUCCUCGGUUGCGCUUUUUCCGCUAGUUAUGCUUACUUCAAUGGCACCAUCACCACGAUGGAGAGGAGAUUCAAAAUAUCAUCGAAAACUACUGGGUUCAUUACAAUUGGCACGGAUGUAUCAGAAAUUUUUGGAUCUGUAUACUGCUACUACGCUGGUAAAGGACAUCGACCAAGAUGGAUGGCUGUUGGAAUUUACCUGAUAAUGUUAUACUGCUGUUUAUCAAUGCUCCCCCAUUUUUUAUACGGUCCCGGUGAGGACGCUCUCCAACUAACGAAAAAGUAUAAUCGAUCAUAUCAUCAACCAGACGCCAACGAAUUACAGCAUGAAGAUAGAGAGACGAAAUUUCUCUGUAAUCUAGAUCAUAAUCAGACCACCAGAUGUGUUGAAUCGGAUGGACAUUUCGCUCCACCAGUUAUUUUAUUCAUAGCCCAGUUGAUCGGCGGAGUAGGAAGUAGCUUAUUUGGGACGUUGGGAGUCUCUUACAUGGACGAUAAUUUUGAAAAAGCACAGACACCAGCACUGGUGAGCUUUUCAUAUUUCUUGAGGCUUCUGGGACCCGCAGCUGGAUACUCUCUCGCUUCAUUUGCUCUGAAGUUCUAUAUAAGCCCUACAAUGAGACCAACGAUCACUCCAGAAGAUCCGAGGUGGUUAGGAGCCUGGUGGAUGGGCUGGAUAAUUCUUGCAGUCUUCCUCUUCGUCCUCGGCAGCAUUGUAGGCCUUUACCCAAAGGUCCUUCCUCGCGCAGCGGCCAGGAAGAUGCUUCUUUCGACAAAACGAAAGACCAAUAACGUAGUAGUUCCAGAUGAAUCAGAUGAGAUGAAUCAGCCUGUGAUUAAGAAGACCUGGCUUCAAUCAGUCGACACCGAAGAACACCUGAAGCGUCAGAGUUCCGAAGAUCAGAUGAAGCAAGACUCGGAAACACCAGCUUCAUUGAAAGACAUGUUUCAAACCUUCAAACGCCUCCUGACUAACAAAAUACUGAUGUGCAACACCUUCGCAGGUGUCUUCUACGUUCUAGGAUUCCAUCCCUACUGGAUCUUCAUGCCAAAAUACAUAGAGACUCAGUAUAAACAAUCAGCGUCCUUCGCUUCCUUAGUUACCGGAACAGUCGGUCUGGUCUUCAGCGCUAUUGGGAUUCUCAUCGCAGGCAUCGUAAUCUCGAAGUUCCAACCAAAGGCCAGAUACUUGGCCAUCUGGAAUAUCGUUAUCGAUGUCAUUGCGGUUAUGGCGAUAAUUUCGUUCGUUUUUCUCGGAUGUUCCGCUAAUGAUAAUCAGGCGAUGGUGUCGGAUUCUCUAGGGAGACAGUCCUCGUGUAAUGGAGAAUGCCAUUGUGACUAUGUUACGUAUAACCCUGUGUGCUCGGAGGACAGAAGAACAUUCGUCUCCGCGUGCCAUGCGGGAUGUCAAACAGUCACGGUCAAGUCCGAUGGCACGAACAUCUACUCCAAUUGUUCAUGCAUCAAAUCAAGAGACGAUGUCGUCCCUUUUAAUGAUGCUAACUCGAUACUACCGAAUUAUAGAAUAACCAAAAUUGGAAAGGUCCCAGAAUCUUUGUACUCUGUUGGAACUGCAACGUCAGGACCCUGCCCAGUUGAUUGCCAACUAGUGUUCUAUCUUUUUCUAGCUGUUAUCUGUCUUCUCAAGUUUUUCGGUUCCUCCUCGCGAGCUUCGAACUUCCUAAUCACUAUUAGAUGUGUUAAGGAAGUUGACAAAACCGUAUCUGUGGCUCUCGGCAUGACUAUCAUCGGACUGUUCGCUUUCAUACCAUCACCGUUGCUUUUCGGUUCGAUUAUCGAUAAUACUUGUCUAGUUUGGGGGAAAACCUGUUCAGGAACUGGAAAUUGCUGGCUGUAUGACAGUGAAUUACUUAGGUAUUCGAUGAACCUCACUGCUGCAACCAGUCAAUUGCAAUUAAAGGAAAACGACGUCCGGCGAGGUUUCCCUCAUGUGGUGACCAAUCUAAGGUUUCGUCACGAUUGGAACAUUGUUCGACGUUGGGGUUUGGUAUUUCGUCAAGGAUUUGAACAUUUUCGACGAAGAUAUUGAACUACCAGUCAUUUCGAAGAAAUGAAAUGAAUGAAUCUGCAGGGAAAAGGGUUCAUUUAAAAUUGCUGGUGGAGUUGUGGAAGGUUUUGAGUGAUGAGAUCAUUAAUUGGCUACAUAAUAAAACUUUAUUUAUAUGAUUGUGAA